Molecule: messenger RNA, 2948 nt
Organism: Oncorhynchus keta (chum salmon)
Lineage: Eukaryota; Metazoa; Chordata; Actinopteri; Salmoniformes; Salmonidae
Product: tripartite motif-containing protein 16-like
Exons: 3
Coding region: 513-1445 (310 amino acids)
Molecular function (GO): protein binding
Source: RefSeq, a predicted model, not a curated record
UUAACAAAGUUGUAUCUACACUCAUUGACUUUCAGUAUGCUCAUAAGCAUCGUAAAAUCUUUUUCAGCCUGACACAAUAACAUGAUACCUUUAUGAAAACAGUAAUGCAAUCUACAAGUGAGUGCACCCGUGCACUAUUCAGAGGAUGCAGUCCAUUUAAAUGAAAGGGAUUUAAUCUGUUCGACAUCAGCUUUGCACAAGCUCCAUUGACAAUGAGCUGUUUGCAUUGUUUGUUGAAAUCAAUUCUAUGCAAUCUGAUGUAGCUCAUGGAAUGGAUGUUUCUUUUGUAGUAUAUGUUUUGUUGAGUUGAUGUUUAAAUGGCUUCCGGUCCACAGUUAUGGAGCUUUGACUUGAAGGGUUACCGCUGUUCUAGUAAAUGUCAUUCAAUCUCAAACUUACAAUAAGAAAGUUCUCUCUCUCUCUCUAUGGUUGUGACAGACCACUUAUAGCCCCUCUGCUGGCCGUAGCUGGUAUCUGAUACGUGAGUUAAGAUCCAGGAAGUGAAAUGUUAUAUGGGUUAUUGGGAGCCACUCCAAAGCCUACUCCUCAGCACAAUUGGAAACGAAACUCAUCUCUUCAGCUCAGUCUGCUUGCAUUUCAAAAUGGCAGAAGCCAUGGACUCAAUCAGUUGUUCAAUCUGUUUGGAGAUACUGAAGGAUCCAGUGACUAUUCCCUGUGGACACAGCUACUGUAUGGACUGUAUUAAAUGCUUCUGGGAUCAGAAACUUGUCUGCAGCUGCCCCCAGUGCAGACAGAUCUUCCCUACAAGGCCUGUUCUGAACAAAAACACUGUCAUUGCAGAAUUGGUGGAAACACUGACAGAAAUAAAUACGAAGAAGAUUCAGGAGGUGAGACUUAAGAUGAAGGUUGUUUCACCUCCUGAACCCAAUACCAGAGAAGAGUUCUUGAAAUAUUCCUGCCAGCUCACAUUGGACCCCAACACAGCUAAUAGAUAUCUGCGUCUGUCUGAGGGGAACAGGAAGGUGACCAGGAGUGAAAAUGCUGAGUCCUAUCUUCACCAUCCAGACAGAUUUAACUUCUACUGCCAGCUGCUGUGUAAAGAAGCUUUGUCUGGAACCUGCUACUGGGAGGUAGAAAGGAGUGGGAGCAAGUGUAAAGUUGCCGUGUCUUAUAAAGGGAUCUGCAGGAGAGGAGAUGGAGUGGAUGUUAGCUUUGGACGAAAUUAUCAGUCCUGGACUUUGGUCUGUGAUCCGUCUAUCUGCUCUUUCAGGCACAAUAAUAUCAAUACUGAUAUCCCUACCCCCUGCUCCUCCAGAGUAGGAGUGUACCUGGACCACAAGGCAGGAACUCUGUCCUUCUACAGUGUCUCUGACAAGAUGACCCUCCUCCACAGAGUCCAGACCACAUUCACUCAGCCCCUCUACCCUGGAUUCUGGGUUGGUCCUGGUUAUGGAUCAUCUGUGAAGAUACUGACACCAAUAUAGUAAAUUAACAAAGUUGUAUCUACACUCAUUGACUUUCAGUAUGUUCAUAAGCAUCGUAAAAUCUUUUUCAGCCUGACAUAAUAACAUGAUACCUUUAUGAAAACAGUAAUGCAAUCUACAAGUGAGUGCACCCGUGCACUAUUCAGAGGAUGCAGUCCAUUUAAAUGAAAGGGAUUUAAUCUGUUAGACAUCAGCUUUGCACAACCUCCAUUGACAAUGAGUUGUUUGCAUUGUUCUUAAAGAAACACAUAUUUAUCUACACUUAUUGACUUUCACUGUGUACAUAUACAUCAUGCAAUCUGUUUCAACCUGACAGACUUAACAUUAUUUUAUGAUACAAACUACUGGUGAAUGCACAACAUGUGCACUACUGUUAAAAUAUGAACUGUCCACAGUCUUUGUCACUGAAAGGGAUUGAUUCUAAUGUUAGGCAUCAGUGUACACAAAUUACUAUACCCUGUUCAAAGGCACUUAAAUAUUGCCCAUUCACCCUCUGAAUGGCACACAUACCCAGUCCAUGUCUCAAGGCUUAAACAUCCUUAUUUAAUCUGUCUCCUCCCCUUCAUCUACACUGAUUGAAGUGGAUUUGACAAGUGACACCAAAAAGCGAUCAUGGCUUUCAUCUGGAUUCACCUGGUCUAUGCCAUGGAUAAAGCACUUGCGUUUCAAAAUGGCAGAAGCCAUGGACUUGAUCAGUUGUUCAAUAUGUUAGGAGAUACUGAAGGAUCCGGUGACUAUUCCUUCUGGACACAGCUACUGUAUGGACUGUAUUGAAGGCUACUGGGAUCUGGAUGUCCAGAAGCUUGUGUGCAGCUAGCCCUUGAUCAUGACUCUCUGUUGCAUUACGUUACACAUCAAAGUCAUUGGACGGUGCCGUUUUCUGUAGGGGCAAAAUAUGUUAAGAGCCAUGACGCUCUUUCCGAACAUUAUCAUGCAUCACUUGCGGUACAGUUUUGGAAGCAUAAGGACCUUGUAUUUCACAUCGGCAAGAAAUUAUUUUUAAAAAACAAAAGGUUAAAUUGAUGCACAAUUUUAUAGGGUUAGGAUUCCCACACGGACAACAGACGGAAGACCAACUGGACUACCUGUGCUAAUUAGCUAUAUGCAUCUUUCGAACACCUGUGUAUAAAUGGAAGACGGAGGCCACAAACGUGUUGUCCCUGAAAAAUACUGUCAGCUACAACUGUGUUAAAACCGAUUAAAACAGUAUACAGUGAGUGUGUAUUUUGCAUUUGUGAAUAUAUAUUGUUGUGAUAUGAAAGUGGAUGGAUUUAUGUUUCUAGAACCGUACCACAAUUGAGAAUUCACUUGGGCUAUUUAAGCCGGUAAGGCCCGCCUGCUCUUUGUGCGGGCUUCAUUUUCCUGUGUGUAUGUUUGUGGUGGUGCGUUUCCCUUUGUUUUUCCAACGGACGGGUUGGGGCCUGGUUUUGGGCCAGUCUCGUAUGUGCACCCAGUAUUGGCGUGACCAUUUUUCUCUGUUACGGAAUAAAACAUUGUUCUUUA